GCUUCAUGUGAAACAGAUGCUGAGGAACAUAUGCCGCGUACUAUUAUUGCUCCAAGAGAGAAAACUCGAGAUGGCUUGAUACAUGCCCAUGGUCGGUCAGACAAUGAAUAUUCGCAUAACAGCCCUAUAAUAAAAGGGAAAAAUCGAAUUAAUUCGACACAUAAUCGGUAUGACACCAUCGAUCCACCAUUGACGCCAUCGAUCGGCUCGAGACAUAAUGACAAUGAUGCGGAAAAAAUUGGCCGAGCUACUAAGAAUAAGUAUACGUACAGAGAAAUUGAAAAGGAAAAGGAAAAUUUUAAUAAUCAAUUUUCACACGCAGAAGGUCCAAUUGUUGAUCAUUUAAAAAAAUUAACGAGGGAAGUAGCAUCAGUAAAAUAUGAUGUGAGGCAAAUACUGACCUUAGUAGACAUCAUAGUAGACAAAAUUAAUAAAGACACAGAAUGUGAGAGAACACAAAUUUCCUUUGAGGGCGCUGAAAACCGGUUUCCCUUGCAAACCGUAGUUCAGUUAGCGGAAGUUGAGGAGAUCUUGAAAGCGUCAAAUUCCCAACAUAACACUGAAAUACGCGGAUAUAUCAAAUCCAUCGGAGGGACAAGUGUCGAUGAUGCCGUAAAGAGAACAUUGUAUAAAGUAUUCUCCAAUAAAUUGGCGGAGAGAUAUAACUGGGAAGGCCGACGCGGAAAGGAACCACUGCAGAAACUGGAAGUGAUGAAAGUUAUUUUCAGAUCCAUACUUCACAAUAUCCCGGAUUCCGACCAGAGAAAAAUACAACGACGAGUUAUGGAGUGGUUCCGACAUUCCAAGGCGAGGCAUGAAAAUGAGGAGAAGCGGAUGAAUAGACGCGAAGCAAUGUAGCGAGAUCGCAGAGACUGGACCGAUGAAGACCGAUGAAGCCAGUGAUAUGCGCGGACGAAGCCUCUCCCUGUUAGAAUUGUUCCAGGACCUCAAUUGUUAAAAUCGAAAAAUUUUCCUAUGCGAAAGACGCUACGCGAUUCUUCAGAUUGGUAUAUAUUUUUAAAUUUAAAAGUAUAUACCAAUCACACACACACACAC
This is a messenger RNA of Nylanderia fulva, 1056 nucleotides long. The record is from RefSeq and is a predicted model, not a curated record. NCBI's taxonomy places the organism in Eukaryota, Metazoa, Arthropoda, Insecta, Hymenoptera, Formicidae.